Messenger RNA from Drosophila innubila, 1037 nucleotides. RefSeq lists its product as uncharacterized. Gene Ontology annotation, biological process: regulation of transcription by RNA polymerase II. The record is from RefSeq and is a predicted model, not a curated record. Bases 33 to 917 code for a protein of 294 amino acids. Gene Ontology annotation, cellular component: nucleus; transcription regulator complex. The transcript has 5 exons. Lineage: Eukaryota; Metazoa; Arthropoda; Insecta; Diptera; Drosophilidae.
AGGCCGGGAAUGAAAUAAACAAGCUAAAAACGAUGGCUAAUAAAGCAAUGUUUACAAAUGAAAUGACUGAUUACAUUAUUGAAAGCGUCCAUUCUGCAGAAUAUGUAUGGAACCACGCAAAUCCGAUGUAUAAACUAAAAAGCAUGAAAAGUGAUUUCUGGUCGAAUUUAACAAGGGAAAUUAACAAUAAAUUUCAUCCAUCUGUGCAGCUCUCCCAAGGAGAUGUGUCCAGAAAGUGGAACAACCUCAAAUCCUACUACACAUUUGAGUGCCAGAAAGUUAUGAAGGCCAAGCAAUGCGAAUUCGUUCCUGAAAUGACUGAGGUGGAUUGGAAGAAUAAGUCCAAGAUGGACUUUCUAGCAAAACUUAUAACUUCCACAAAUUGCAAAAGAAUUAAAAGUGACAGUUAUAUAGAAUCAAAAUCUGCGGACGAUGAAUUCUUUAGUCAGAAUAAUUUCGAAUCACAAGAUGAGUCCUGGUCAGGCGAUACUGGAACCCAGUCCUCAUUUCAAGUACCAGAACUUUCAAUUGAAGCAGAGGAAGAAAAAUUCAGCGAUAUAUUAAAGAAAGCAGAGAUGACUCCUAAAUCUGAUAAUCAGCAUUCAAGAAGUUUAACUGAUGCACAUUCUUUAACUCAGCCGCCGAUAUCGACAUCUGAUGAAGACGAUCAAACGUCGAGUAUUAACGCCUACAAGAGGCCUCGUGAAAAUACAGAUCGCCUUGCAUCUAUGGUUGCAAAUCUAAUUGAACAUCAAAGUACUCUAUUUGCACGGCCAGCCCCACCGACACUGGAUCAUCCAGAAAUGUAUGCAUUCUGGGAUAGUAUUAUUAAGGAAAUACCCGCAGAGGCGUUGCCAGAAAUCAAAUUUGAAGUCACGGCAGUGUUGCAUACAAUUUAUAAAAAAUAUAAGAAAUAAUUUAAGCAUAUUUAUUGUAUUAUUAAGCGAAAUAACACUUAGUUGCAUUUUAGACAAUUUUAAUUCGGAUACAGCUGUUAAAUAAUGUGAACGUAUAUUCCAUACAUUUUAAUUACUAAA